AUGAAAUUGACUCAACAACUUAUCGCAUCGGACCAAGUCAGAGUUCUUCAGAGAAUAUCCGUCACUUUAAUGCAUCUCAUGUUUCCAUCUAAAUUUACAUCACGCGUUCGAAGUUCUCAUGUUACAAAUAAAGCAAUGCAAAUGCGACUUAAUUUAUGCGGCAACGAACUUAUAGAAAGGGAAAAGCCUCGUAAAGACGUUUGUUUGUCGACAGUCAUAGCAACUGCGGUUCAAUACUUGAUGCCAUUAAAUGAGCGAUUAAUAUCGCUGAAAGAACCUCAAGCUCUAAAUUGUGAUUUCUAA
Molecule: messenger RNA, 303 nt
Organism: Clunio marinus
Lineage: Eukaryota; Metazoa; Arthropoda; Insecta; Diptera; Chironomidae
Source: the annotation of a GenBank genome assembly